GGGAGGUCGCAGAUGCUGGUGGGGACCUGGAGCCUCUGCCACUCCUGCCUGAGCCAUGCACCUCUGUGGCCAGGAUGUGCUGCUGUCUGGGACAAACCAGGUGGAGUGUCAGAGGCAGCUGAAGAAGAAACAGAAGAACCGGGUGGCCGCCCAGCGCAGCCGGCAGAAGCACACGGACAAGGCAGAUGCCCUGCAUGAGCAGCAUGAGUCCUUGGAGAAACACAACCACGCCCUGCGGAAGGAGAUCCACACCCUGCAGGCAGAGCUGACCUGGUGGAGCCGGACCUUGCACCUCCAUGAGCGCCAGUGCCCCCUGAAAUGUGCCUCCACCCCAACUCCACUGCUUACCACCUGCUGGGGCCAGGCUGAGCAACUCCAGGGACAGUCUGCCCCUGAGAGACAACAUGGCUGCCAGGAGAAGCCCGGUUCCUCUCCUCUAGACCAGAAUCUGUGUUCAAAUCCACUAGACCAGAAUCUGUGUUCAAAUCCACUAGACCAGAAUCUGUGUUCAAAUCCACUAGACCAGAAUCUGUGUUCAAAUCCACUAGACCAGCAACUGUGUUCAAAUCCACUAGACCAGCAUCUGUGUUCAAAUCCACAGGGUCAGGAUUCUCCUGGCCUCCUCCCAUCCCCGCCACCACAGCCCUCAUUAUCUCCUGGACCACCUAUAGUGACUUUUCCUCCUGCCCAGCUGUCCCCCAGCCCUGUCCUGUCUGCUUUGCCUCCUGAUUCCAACUUCCUUGUGUACUGUCCUAAGCUCAGUGCCCGCCUGCCCAGUCCCCCGGCCCAGCCUGCCUCUCUACAGCUCCUUGGGCUGGAGCACCCUAUCAAAGGAAGGCCUGAGUCUUCGGCACACAACCCAGCGGUGGCUUUGGGGCUCACGUGUCCACAGAGCCAGGUACACAAGCCCGAGCUCCUGCUCCCUGGAGCAGAUGGCCAAAGGCUGGAGGAGGAUCCUGACCUCCACCCUCUCCUGGCCUUCCCACUGCUCUCCUCUGCUCAAGUUCAAUUCUAGCCCAUUUGCCCCAGCAGGGCUGCCCCUUCCUGGGACUCAGGAAACAACAGCCUUAGUACCAGGCUGUUCCUCCAUUUCUCCUGGAGGCCACCCUUCUUAGUCGACCAGUUGGUUCAGGAUUUUACCAUGGAGAAAUAGCUGUCACUCCUGUGGCCAGUGAUCUCCACCAUUAUUUUAUUUCACCACCACAGUCAUCCAGAAAAAUCAAGGUUACCAC
Dipodomys ordii (Ord's kangaroo rat) is the source of this 1232-nucleotide messenger RNA. It is a transcript of the gene Batf2, whose product is annotated as basic leucine zipper transcription factor, ATF-like 2. The record is from RefSeq and is a predicted model, not a curated record. Gene Ontology annotation, biological process: regulation of transcription by RNA polymerase II. The transcript has 3 exons. NCBI's taxonomy places the organism in Eukaryota, Metazoa, Chordata, Mammalia, Rodentia, Heteromyidae. Gene Ontology annotation, molecular function: RNA polymerase II cis-regulatory region sequence-specific DNA binding; DNA-binding transcription factor activity, RNA polymerase II-specific. Gene Ontology annotation, cellular component: nucleus. Bases 56 to 1015 code for a protein of 319 amino acids.